CAGAAGGCGGACCAUCCCAGGGCAGGAGGACAGAAUGUCACUGCAGCUGCUUCUGCUGCUGCCUGUGCUGUGGGGAGUGCCCACGGCUCAGGAUCACAGGUACCGGCUGGAACUACAGGAGUCCGUGACAGUGCAGGAGGGCUUGUGUGUCCUCGUCCCCUGCAAAUUUUCCUAUCCCAGGACCACCUUUGGAAUCCUCCAUGUGUUCUGGUUCCGGAAAGGGGCGGAUAGAAACCGUGAUAAUCCAGUGGCCACAAACAAAAGAGAACAGAAGCUGCAGGAAAGCACCCAGGGCCGGUUCUUCCUCCUUGGAGACCCCCAGGCCCAAAACUGCUCCCUGAGCAUCAGAGACGUCAACAUGGGGGACAGUGGGUCUUACUUCUUUCACAUGGAGAAAUACUUCACGAAACACUCGUAUCUAGAUAAGAUGCUUUCUCUGAAUGUGACAGCCCUGACUCACAGGCCCGACAUACUUAUCUCGGGGCCCCUGGAAUCAGGCCACCCCAAGAACCUUACCUGCUCUGUGUCCUGGGCCUGUGAGUGGGGCACACCCCCCAUCUUCUCUUGGACGUCAGUUGCUCUCACCUCCCUGGGACACAGGACCCUCCUCUCUUCAGUGCUCACCCUCACCCCACGGCCCCAGGACCACGGUACCAGCCUCACCUGUCAGGUGAAGUUCCCUGGAGCUGGUGUAACUCUGGAAAGGACCAUCCAGCUCAACGUCACCUAUGCUCCACAGAACAUGGUCAUCAGCAUCUUCCAAGGAAACAGCACAGCACUCAAGAUUCUGCAAGACGCCUCAACCCUUCCCAUCCUGGAGGGCCAGGCUGUGCGGCUGCUCUGUGUGGCUGACAGCAACCCCCCUGCAGAGCUGAGCUGGUUCCAGGGGUCCCCAGCCCUGAACGCCACCCCCAUCUCCACCACCGCCAUCCUGGAUCUUCCUCGCGUAGAGACUACAGGGGGAGACUUCACCUGCCUCGCUCAGCACCCGCUGGGCUCCCAAAAUGUCUCUGUGAGCCUCUCCGUGGUCUACCUCCCACACCUGCUGGGUUCCUCCUGGUCCUGGGAUGACCAUGGUCUGCACUGUGUCUGCUCCUCCCGAGCCCAGCUGGCCCCCUCCUUGCACGGGCGGCUGGGGGAGGGUCUUCUGGAGGGCAACAGCAGCAAUGCCUCCUACAUGGUCACCUCCAGCUCCGAGGGGCCCUGGGCCAACAGCUCCCUGAGCCUCAGCGAUGGUCUCAUCUCUGAUCUCCGAAUCAGUUGCGAAGCCUCAUAUGUCCGUGGGGCCCAGGGAGCCACUGCCCUGCUGCUGCCAGGUAAACCAGAACCCAGGGCUGGCAGGGUCCUGGGAGCAGUUGAGGGAGCUGGCAUCAUGGCCCUGCUUUCUCUCUGCCUCUGUCUCAUCUUCAGAGUGAAGACCUGCAGGAAGAAGGCAGCCCAGCCGGUACAGAGCACGGACGACGUGAACCCAGUUGAGGGCUCAGGCUCCCUGGCUCAUCAGCACCAGUUCUGGACAGACUCCCCUUCAGACCACCCAGCCCCCGCUUGGGCGAGCCCCAUCUCAAGAGAGGAACCAGAGCUCCACUAUGCUUUCCUCAGAUUUCACAAGCCUCCCAAACAAAAAGGCACCAACACUGAGUACGCAGAGAUCAAGACACACAAGUGAGGAAUUAUUUUCUCACAGUUCUGGAGGCUGGAAGUCUGAGAUCAACAAGUCAGCAGGGCUGGUUCCUUCUGAGGCCUCUCCCCUGGGCUUGAAGACAGCUCUCUCUUCCCCAUGUCCCCAUGGGGUCUUCCCUCUUCUUACAAAGAUUUCCUCUUCUUAUAACAAUACCAGAUGUAUUGGUUUAGGGCCCACCCUAAUGACCUCAUUUGAACUGAAGUACUUCUUUAAAAACCCUAUCUCCUUACCGUCACAUCUUGAAGUACUGGGGGUUAGAACUUCAACUUAUUCAUUUUAUGAUUUUUUAGCCCGUAACACUCAGCCUCCAAUUAUUUUAAAAUUAAUGGCCUUCUUCGCAAUGGAGUGAAUCCCCUAGUAUAUGUGGAUGACCACAAGACUUGUGUCCAAAAGAACUGAGUUCAAAUCCAUCAAUGCCACUCAUUGACUGAGUCCCUUUGUGUCUCUGUGGUUCACUUUACUGUUCUGUAAAGCAAGGGAAUCAUCCCUCUAACCAGAUUAUUGUGAAAGAGACAUGAAAGUGUACAAAAAAUAACAGCUAACAACAGUCCUGAUGUGAAGCUUUUUGUGAACUCUGAACCCAGGCUUGUGUCAGGACUUUUGCUGGCUGUUUUACAGAAAGUUUCUGCUCACAAUUUCUCCUAAGGCUUGGAGGGGCCAGUCCCAUAGGCCACAGAACCUUAUCCCCUAGGAUUGGAAUUGAGGCAAGGAUGGCUGCUCUUACCACUUCUGUUCAACAAUAUACUGUAGAUCCUUCCCAGAGCAAUGAAUGCAAGAAAUAGAAGUAAGAGCUCUCCAGAUCCUAAAGUAACAAGUAAAAUAGUCUUUAUUCACAGACAUGAUUGCACAGUUAGAAAAUCUAAAAUUACCCACAAUGAAGUCAGUAACACCAAUAAAAGUGUUUACCAAGGUGUUAAGACACUAGUUCAAAUGACAAAAUUCCCUUGCAAUGCUAUGUAUUGGCUAAGGACAGUUAGAAAUCGAAUAUCUUUUUAAAGAUGCAACUUACAGUAAUGUGAAACUAUGAAAUAAAUUGAAUGAAAUAUAUGCAAGUCUUGUACAUUGAAAGAAUACAAAGUAUUGCUUAAAGAAAAGAAGA
Diceros bicornis minor is the source of this 2780-nucleotide messenger RNA. RefSeq names its product sialic acid-binding Ig-like lectin 5. The transcript has 9 exons. Gene Ontology annotation, biological process: cell adhesion. Gene Ontology annotation, molecular function: sialic acid binding. The coding region runs from base 35 to 1666 and encodes 543 amino acids. Lineage: Eukaryota; Metazoa; Chordata; Mammalia; Perissodactyla; Rhinocerotidae. The record is from RefSeq and is a predicted model, not a curated record. Gene Ontology annotation, cellular component: plasma membrane.